CGGCUUACUUGCGGCCGACACUCAUCGCGACCGGUAUCAUGUUGUCUCCGACUGCAGGGUCUCGUCGGAGCAUACGGACGAUAAAUCGAAUACUCACCUGUAGCUUGUUGCGAAGUUCGUCUAUACGUCGAUACAUCUGGAAACAACGCCAAUAGACGAUCGAACCAAACCUCGACCGAAAUCAAUCUCACUCCGAUCAACGCAACCACAUUGCGCCUUUGACCUCAAAUCCUCUACGAAUCGCGCGCAAACGUCCAGCAUGACGUCCUUAUUCCCACACCCUCGCUACGCCGAAGACCAGCCGUAUGCGCGCAGCAUCCUAUACCUGCAUGUCAUGCGCGCCUCGGCCAUGUCAUUUUCCUUCUUUUCCCUCCUCCAGUUCCCAGUUUCCAUCAUCGCAGCACGAUCCCGCAAAUCCCCGAUCGAUUACGAUGCAAUCCUAUCUCGCACACUCAGAGCGGCCGGUCGCGGCCUCGUUCUAGGCGCAGCAGCUGGCAUGGUCAUGACAUGGGGCCGCAUGAGAGGCCGAGAGGAAAUAGAGUGGAAAGACAGGUCAUGGAGGAUACUGGAGAAUCACGGCGAAGUGAAAACAGAUUGGGUCACACUUGGCGCGGCUGGGACCGGUGCUGUUGGGGCUCUGAUCGCUGCACGGAGCGGCCGGGUGCCGAUAACUGUUGGGAAUGCCAUGCUAGGAGGAGCUGGUGUUGGUAUGGGCACUGGAGUGCCGUACAUGAUCGCGUCAUUCGCAUCGGGAAGGAAGCCUGCUUAAUGACGGGAGAUGCGAAACUGGACCAUGCCUCUGGUAUAGAGUUGACCCACGACGAGGUCUUGGUAACGCCGAAGGCCAUA
This is a messenger RNA of Alternaria rosae, 849 nucleotides long. RefSeq lists its product as uncharacterized. The transcript is spliced from 2 exons. Bases 260 to 769 code for a protein of 169 amino acids. The record is from RefSeq and is a predicted model, not a curated record. Lineage: Eukaryota; Fungi; Ascomycota; Dothideomycetes; Pleosporales; Pleosporaceae.